Molecule: messenger RNA, 2004 nt
Organism: Nyctereutes procyonoides (raccoon dog)
Lineage: Eukaryota; Metazoa; Chordata; Mammalia; Carnivora; Canidae
Gene: GPR89A
Product: G protein-coupled receptor 89A
Exons: 14
Coding region: 179-1564 (461 amino acids)
Biological process (GO): intracellular pH reduction
Cellular component (GO): Golgi cisterna membrane
Molecular function (GO): voltage-gated monoatomic anion channel activity
Source: RefSeq, a predicted model, not a curated record
CCAGAUGGAGCCGCCGAUUGGCUAACUGGGGCGCCGCUUGAUGGCGUCGGGCUGGCCCGCCGCAGUCCCGGCGGUGGCCCGGGGGCGAAGGCCUCCCUUGUGAGAGGGCCUGCGACCCCAGCUUGCUGUGGCCCCGGGGGGCGGAAACUGGAGGCACAAGCCUUCCCUACACUUCGCCAUGAGUUUCCUGAUCGACUCCAGCAUCAUGAUCACCUCUCAGAUACUUUUCUUUGGAUUUGGGUGGCUUUUCUUUAUGCGCCAACUAUUUAAGGACUAUGAGGUACGUCAGUAUGUGGUACAGGUGAUCUUCUCUGUGACUUUUGCAUUCUCUUGCACCAUGUUUGAGCUCAUCAUCUUUGAAAUCUUAAAGGUAUUAAAUAGCAGUUCCCGUUAUUUUCACUGGAAAAUGAACCUGUGUGUAAUCCUUCUGAUCCUGGUUUUCAUGGUGCCUUUUUACAUUGGCUAUUUUAUUGUGAGCAACAUCCGACUAUUGCAUAAACAGCGAUUACUCUUCUCCUGUCUCUUAUGGUUGACCUUCAUGUACUUCUUCUGGAAACUAGGAGAUCCAUUUCCCAUUCUCAGCCCAAAACAUGGGAUUUUGUCCAUAGAACAACUCAUCAGCCGAGUAGGUGUGAUUGGCGUGACUCUCAUGGCUCUUCUUUCGGGAUUUGGUGCUGUCAACUGCCCAUACACUUACAUGUCCUACUUCCUUAGAAAUGUGACUGAUGCAGAUAUUGUAGCCCUGGAACGGCGACUGCUCCAAACCAUGGAUAUGAUCAUCAGCAAAAAGAAAAGGAUGGCAAUGACACGGAGAACUAUGUUCCAGAAGGGGGAGGUGCAUAACAAACCAUCAGGAUUCUGGGGAAUGAUAAAAAGUGUUACCACUUCAGCACCAGGAAGUGAAAAUGCCCAUUUUGUGCCAGAUCUUACUCUUAUUCAACAGGAAGUGGAUGCUUUGGAAGAACUAAGCAGGCAGCUUUUUCUGGAAACAGCUGAUCUAUAUGCUACCAAGGAGAGAAUAGAAUAUUCCAAAACUUUCAAGGGGAAAUACUUUAAUUUUCUGGGUUACUUUUUCUCUAUUUACUGUGUUUGGAAAAUUUUCAUGGCAACCAUUAAUAUCGUUUUUGACCGAGUUGGAAAAACUGAUCCUGUCACAAGAGGCAUUGAGAUCACUGUGAAUUAUCUGGGGAUCCAAUUUGAUGUGAAGUUCUGGUCUCAGCACAUUUCCUUCAUUCUGGUUGGAAUAAUCAUCGUCACAUCUAUCAGAGGAUUACUGAUCACUCUUACCAAGUUCUUUUAUGCCAUCUCCAGCAGUAAGUCUUCCAACGUCAUUGUCCUGCUAUUAGCACAGAUAAUGGGCAUGUACUUUGUCUCCUCCGUGCUACUGAUUCGAAUGAGCAUGCCUCUAGAAUACCGCACCAUAAUCACUGAAGUCCUUGGAGAAUUACAGUUCAACUUCUAUCACCGUUGGUUUGAUGUGAUCUUCCUGGUCAGUGCUCUCUCCAGCAUACUGUUCCUCUAUUUGGCUCACAAACAAGCACCAGAGAAGCAUAUGGCACCUUGAACACGAGCCUGUUACAGACUUUAACAAGCCAAUGGUGUCAGGAUUUGGAUGUAAGAGGAAAAAAUGGAGGGGACCAGGGCGUAAUCUUUUUUAAACAAUCAAAAUGCUGAGGUAGCAUAUUCUACCCUCAGCUUAUGCCUUCCUCCUCAGUGGAUACUAUGAUCAUGAGUAGCAUUACCUAGAACAUGAGAGUGUGAAGUAAACUCAAGCUAGCACUCAGCGGAGAGCCUUCCAUGGGGGUUUGAAGCUGGUGCAGCAUCGGGACAAGGAGGUGGGAAAAAGCCAAGAAACUAGGUGGUGGGAAUACACUGGAACCCUGGGGAAAGGGGCAGUCACGGGUAGCUGUGCCAGACACCCAGAUUUUCUGUUCAAGGCUCACAGGGAGGAGGUUAUGGCUUUCCCUUAAGAUUGACUAUCAUUAAAAUCAGAUUGUAACUCUU